Messenger RNA from Chlamydomonas reinhardtii, 1153 nucleotides. RefSeq lists its product as uncharacterized. The transcript has 4 exons. Bases 306 to 1121 code for a protein of 271 amino acids. The record is from RefSeq and is a predicted model, not a curated record. Lineage: Eukaryota; Viridiplantae; Chlorophyta; Chlorophyceae; Chlamydomonadales; Chlamydomonadaceae.
GUUUUAGCAAAUCCUAGACAGGACUCAAGAGCUCAACUUCAACAGGCGAGACGCAGUGCAAACGACAGCUACAAGCUACCAGCGCAAGAACCCGAGUCCCCGAGCGAACUGCUUUAAGUGCCACCUAACUUUUGAACUCGAAAUUUGCUACAUAAUCCUUAUCAUUAGGAGACUGUUGCGACGCAGACUGCUACCGGUCAAAUCAUUUCCCCGUAGCAACGAGGGCUCUCUGCUUUUCUUCGACGGAGUUUCCUGCAGCAUAGGCACUUGAAGCCUGACCACUGCAGCUGUUUGUGGGAGCCGGGAUGGCGUAUACACACCGGCCCUCCAUCCUACACCGGCCAGCACGCGCACAGCCUUCCCGCGCGACCGAAGAAAGCGUGGAGUCCCAGUAUGAACGCGAGCAAGCCCUGCUGCGCGCCAAGAGCGCCCGGCAGCAGGAGGCGCACACGCGCCUGCUGCGCAGCCUGCAUCCGCAGCAGGAGGACAAGGCCGCAGCUUGGGAGGAGCUAGUGGCAGCCAACAGCCUGCUGGCCAGCCGGCGCCCCGAGCGGGAGGAGCCGCAGUCACAGAUCCCCUCGCCAGACGCGCAGACCGCGCUGCCCGAGGGGGCGCGGCCGUGGCACCACGCCACGGCCACACAGCAGUACUCACUGGAGGCGGAGGAGGCCGCGCGACGCCGCUUCGCCGCGGAGGUGGCGGCAGAGAACCAGCGCCUGGCGCGUGAGCGCGAGCUGGCUCGGGCCAUGGAGCGCCAGGCGGAGCGCCGGGCCCCCGCCGACCCCAUCACCUGGUACAGCCGCGGCGACUCGCACGCCUUCGCACAGGCGGUGCUGUUCACGGACAACGGCGUGCCGGCGCCGCCGCGCGCACCCCACAUGUCGCCGCGGACGGAAGCGGCGGCCGCCAGCAGCAGCGCAGCGGGUGGCAUGGCGGGUGCGGCGGCGCAGCAGCAGCAGUCGCGCCCGGGCACGGCGGCGGCGCCGUGGGCAACGUGGGGGGAUGCGGAGGGUAGCGAAGGGGCGCUGGGUGCGAUUGGACGUGUGCUGUUGGCGCAUCCUAGCUGGUCAGCGGUUUGCCGUUACUGGGAUGCGCGAGCGUCUGUGUCUACUGUCUUCUGAAAGCAGAAGGGGAAGUCUGUGUCUACUAUGUG